AUGAAUGACCCGUGGGACACUUUUACUGUCUUUCACGGCAAUGCCAGGCUCGACAAAAGCGUACUCCAUCACAAUACAAAAUCAGUUUUCGUCGGACCUGGACUACCUCUCGUCGUCGUGGACGACACGUACGCUGACGUGGCCAAAUUUUAUCAAUGGCUCGACAAACUACGAACAGAUUUCAAAUCUGCAGGUAUUCCUGACGACUACAUCAAGCCAGUGAGAGAUCUCUUGAACAUAUUUUUCCCUAGAGAUGACCGGGGCCGAAACUUGGACCCUGUCAGAGUCAGAGCUUUUCCUGGUCCGGUUGGAACUCUUAAUCCCAUCAAGGUGCCAAUUGGACAACCAGGUCAUUUUGACUAUCUUCAGAUCACAGAUGGAGCGACAGCAUUAGCGUAUGUGUUCUCGAUAGUAAAACCUACAGUUGCCAAACCAACUUGGACGACAUACUACGGACCACUCCUCAUUAUUUUCGCCCGCUGCAUACACUUGGCCUUCGUAAUACCUUUCCCUUUCGCAGCCACCAUAGCUGAUCAAGGCGGAGUGCUCCCAUCUGACAUUCCAAUGAUGGCAGGAAUCAUGUAUCUAAUCAGCGACAACCCAGUUUUCAUGCUCAGUGCCAGCAUGAUGUACGAGACGGCGAGCACUGGGGCCGUGCAGGUUGAGCGCCAACGAAGAGCUGCCCUCCAAGAUCAAUGGCGGUUCGAAACACUACUUGGCCAGUCCUUGGAUCUUGUGCCCUGGGAGCGGGGAGAGCCAAUUGUAAAUCUACCCAAGUUUCCCCCUAUCUCGGCGAGGGAUUUGUUUCGAAACAUGUAUCUGUCAUUGUUUCGACUCAACAUCUUCCGUGACGCAAUCGUGCAACCCAUACAAGCUUCGUUACUUGCGAUGUUCAUAAACACUGCCCCACCAGAUCAAAAAGGAGCGAUUCCUCUAGGAUUCCAACGCGGCUUCGUUUUUGUAGCCAAUCAUUCCUUCCUGAGAUCGCAGCUCGAAAAGAAUCAGCUCGAUGAAAAUCGAGGAACAAAUCUUCUCGCAGUCUGCUUUGACGAAAAUGCACCCGAUCCAGUAUCUUUGCAGAGGGCAUUCGAACCCUUGAUUACAUUUCGGCUUGCAUUGCACAUGUUCCCGCCCAGAGCACAGAAACUUAACCUCCCUGAUGGAAAUCAAAAGGAGAUCCCGUUGUCUGAUCCAGUUAAAGCCGCACUGGCGACCGCAGUUACCGCUUUCUAUACCGCAAACAUUGCUACGCUAUCACAAUGGGCAUUGACUUUCCACUCAAAUGUGAUCAGCCGAAGAAUCAGGAGUGAAAAGAAUGCACCAUUUGGGAGAUGUGCAGAAACGUAUGGAGUCGCAUCGAUGAUGCCGCGAUAUUUCCCUGAGACCAAGGCGAGAAUGCGCGAGGUUCGUGGCGCCGCGGUCGACAUCCGCAUGAUAGGCCUCCGGGCCUUGGGGGACACGGAGGUAUUUGCGCCUACCUUUCCAGACGGCCUAGAUGCGACUAAACCCACGGCUUGGAGACGACCGUGCGAUAAUUGUAAGUCAAUGAUGCCUGCAUUCAAGCUUGGGAGCAAUAUAGAUCAGUGGGAUCAAGAAAUGAGGGCCUGUACUGGGAAGAACAUUCAACAGUAG
Bipolaris victoriae FI3 is the source of this 1632-nucleotide messenger RNA. RefSeq lists its product as hypothetical. Bases 1 to 1632 code for a protein of 543 amino acids. Lineage: Eukaryota; Fungi; Ascomycota; Dothideomycetes; Pleosporales; Pleosporaceae. The transcript has 3 exons. The record is from RefSeq and is a predicted model, not a curated record.